AUUAUAAAUGUUGAUUAUGUAUUCACAUUGUUAUGCUGCCCUCCAGGAAUAUAUUUAUAUACUUCUUACUCGAGUUUGCUGUCCCUUCAAUUCACUAAGAUACAACCUUUACUCCUUUCUCACCACUCUCUCACUACUCUCACUUCCCCCACGACCGUUACACUCGGUUCAGUCCGUUUACGCACCUCCCCAUCAUCCUACUCCAAUACCAUACUCAGCCGAAGAAAAAAUCAGCACUUGCGAAAUACCAUGACUUCAUCGACAACCUCAGAGAAGGGCGAUCUCAAAGCCGAAUCUGGAACGACAACUCCUGCCCCUGGACGAAAGUCGCCAAGCAUUCUAGAAGAUCCUGAAAAGGAUGCUGGGAUCCUGUCUCCCAGUGUUCCGAACGAUUCUGCUCCUCAAGAAGAGUGGACACGACCAUACACACCCUGGCGAUGGGUUCUAGUGCUGGUAGCCCUUUACCUGGCGGCGUUCCUCUACGGGCUUGACAAUACCAUCGUUGCCGACGUCCAGGGCCCCGUCAUCGAAACGUUCGGAAAUGUGGACAAGAUUGGUUGGCUUGGGAUCGGCUUUCCCUUAGGAUCCAUCGCGACGCUUGCUACCUUCGGCAAGGCCUACUCCAUCUUUGACAUUAAGUGGCUGUUCAAUGGUAGCCUGAUCAUGUUCAUUGCCGGCAGUGCGCUUUGUGGCGGUGCGCCGUCCAUGACCGCUUUGAUCAUUGGACGCGUUUGGGCCGGAGCUGGCGGUUCUGGGAUGUACCUGGGAAUCUUGAAUAUUCUCACAAUAAACACCAACUCAAUCGAGCGGUCCAUGUAUAUGUCCGGAUGUGGCCUGGUAUGGGGUAUCGGCUGUAUAUUGGGACCAGUCAUCGGCGGGAGCUUCGCCGACAGCUCCGCAACUUGGCGCUGGGCGUUUUAUAUCAAUCUCAUCCUAUAUGGCAUUCUUUGCCCGGUGGGAAUUUUCUUCAUCAGAUCCAUCAACCCCCAGCCGGAUAAGACUUUCUUCAAUAAGCUGCGACAUAUUGACUGGGUAGGAUCCUUCCUCAAUGCUGGCCUGUACACGUUCUUCGCCUCCGCGUUUACUUUUGGGGGUGCGGUCUAUGCAUGGAACGAUGGCAAGACGAUCGCCUUUAUUGUCCUAUUCGCCGUGUUCCUCAUUGCCUUCGCCCUUCAGCAGACCUACAUGGUGUUCACCACGUUCGAGACGCGAAUCUUCCCGAUCGACUUCAUCAAAGACCGCACGCUCGUCCUGCUCUAUAUCGCUCAGUCCGCGGCAGCGACUUCACUAUUCAUCCCGAUCUACUACACCCCUCUCUUCUUCCAGUUCACCCGAGGCGACUCCGGUACCGACUCUGCAGUCCGACUCCUACCAUUCAUCUUUCUCGUCAUUGCCGCGAUCCUUUUGAACGGAUUCCUCAUGCCUCGAUUUGGAUACUACAUGCCCUGGUUCCUCGUCGCACCGAUCUUUACCUUAGUUGGUUCGGCGUCUUACUACGCACUCGUCGAUGCGUCGAUCAGCGCAGGAAAAAUCUACGGAUUCGGCGUCCUCAUGGGCAUCGGCGCCGGCCUCUCCCAGCAGUCAUCGUACUCCGUAGCUCCCACGCAAGUCGAACCGCACCGGAUCUCGGACGCCCUCAAUUUCAUCAACAGCGCCCAGAUCGGCGGCUUCGUCAUCGCCCUCACGCUCACCUCGUCGAUCUUCCAGAACAUCGGCUUCUCGCACGUGAGCGCCGCGCUCGCUGGACGGGGUUUCACGCCCGCCGACAUUCAUCUGGCGCUGGCGGGAGCGAAGAGCGAUCUGUUCGCCGACGUGCCGGACAGUGUUCGUCAGGCGGUAAUUGAUGGCAUCGUCAAAUCCAUCGGCAAUGGGUAUAUCCUGGUCAUCACUGCUGCUGCGGUUGGGCUUAUCGCGGCUCUUUGUAUGAAGAGGGAAAAGUUGUUCAUGGAAGUCGGAGCUGGCGGUUGAGCUGGGGAGGAAAAGCAGUGAUCAUUGAUUAUCCACUGUUUUGGAUCCUUAGUUACUAAAGGAACAAAUGGGGGUUGGUCCCGUUAAUACCCAAUAGAAGGCCUG
Molecule: messenger RNA, 2073 nt
Organism: Eremomyces bilateralis CBS 781.70
Lineage: Eukaryota; Fungi; Ascomycota; Dothideomycetes; Eremomycetales; Eremomycetaceae
Product: MFS general substrate transporter
Exons: 3
Coding region: 250-1968 (572 amino acids)
Biological process (GO): transmembrane transport
Molecular function (GO): transmembrane transporter activity
Source: RefSeq, a predicted model, not a curated record